This is a messenger RNA of Musa acuminata subsp. malaccensis (wild Malaysian banana), 1234 nucleotides long. RefSeq lists its product as uncharacterized. NCBI's taxonomy places the organism in Eukaryota, Viridiplantae, Streptophyta, Magnoliopsida, Zingiberales, Musaceae. Gene Ontology annotation, cellular component: Golgi membrane. The record is from RefSeq and is a predicted model, not a curated record.
AAGGCGCUCGCCAUCGGCCGCUCGCUCCUCCUCCUCUUUCUCCUUGCAGAUCUCAUAUCGCGGUCCACUGCGACGAUAGCCGAGAGGGGGAACGAUUGAUCGGAACGAGGGAGGAUGCUGCCGACCGUGUCCAAGGGGCGCGGGACCUCAGCCGUUCGGCCCGCCCCGGGAUUCUCCCAAUACCUCCGCCGAAUCGUCAAGUGGCAACAAAUGGAUAUCGAGUAUACCUUUUGGCAAAUGCUUCAUCUUUGUACCUCACCCAAAGUUGUCUACCAGCACACUAAGUACCAUAAACAAACAAAGAACCAAUGGGCACGAGAUGAUCCUGCUUUUGCUGUGAUCUUCUGUCUCUUUUUGAUAGUUGCCACUUCAGCAUAUUGUGCUGCGUAUGGCGUGACUUGGGUGCAUUCUGUGUUCACUGUUGUUUCAGUUGUUGCCUUCCAUUUCUUGUUAGCAGGAACGAUUUUGGCUACAUGUUGUUGGUUUCUGACAAAUACAUACAUGCGUGAGGAGACACCAAGCAGUCAUGCAGUCGAGCAACGGGUUGAAUGGCUGUAUGCUUUUGACGUUCACUGCAACUCUUUCUUUCCAGCAUUCGUUUUGCUCUAUGUGAUUCAGUACUUUGUAUCCCCUCUCUUGGUAGCACAUGGCUUCUUUCCAAUGUUGGUCUCAAACCUACUUUUCAUGGUGGCCAUAUCUUACUAUCACUAUCUGAAUUUUCUCGGCUACGAUGUUCUUCCAUUCUUGGACAAAACAACCUUCUUUUUGUAUCCUAUUGGACUUGUCAUCAUCUUAUCCCCGCUGAUGAUUCUUAGUGGCUUCAACCCCACAAGGUAUAUGAUGAGGCUGUACUUCGGUUAGCGACCGUACGCCAAGGGCGCACCACAGGGUGGCCAAGAUAACCCGACAGCGGGGGAGUGCGAGUGAAACCUCAUGGUCGGUCCAUUAGAUUGAUUUGGCAGGUUUCUCGUUGAUGCGAAGGAAAGAGGCGGAGAAUGGACUGAUGAUUCCUUUCAAGUCUUUUGUUGUAGGGUGCUAGAUACACAACAGUCACAGGAGAGAGAGAGACAGAGAGUGAGUGAGAGUAAUUAGACGUGAGAAGGGUUAUCUGAAAGAAACGUAUUGUUUUUUUUAUGUUUGUUUGUUUUGGGAUUCCAUCUUAUUUCAGUCUUGUGACUGACUGACUGACCAUUGCCAAUUAAUGUGCAUUUAGAAUUAAAACUCUCAAAGGAAA